AUGAUUGUGCGACUGGAUCCCUGUGGUUUAGUAUGCGUUGUUAUGAUAUAUGGAUGCGUAGUAUAUGCCGAUUAUGUCGUUACGAUAUGGAUGGUCAUGCCAGUGUUCGGAAAUACCAUUUGGGGCGCAUUCCAUAUCGCUUUAUUCAACACUCUCAUAUUCAUGACCCUUUUCUCCCACGGACGAACCAUGUUAACGGAUCCAGGAGUAGUUCCUAUUUUGAAAAAUGGCGUUUUCCACGACAGGUCAGCAAAUGUGGGUUCGUUGUCUUCUUCGUCUGAAGACGAUGGUGACUGGACUAUGUGCACUCGAUGUGAGUCCUUCCGACCUCCUCGUGCUCAUCAUUGUCGGGUGUGCCGUCGAUGCAUUCGCAAAAUGGACCACCACUGUCCAUGGGUGAAUAACUGUGUAGGAGAAUUCAAUCAAAAGUUUUUCUUACAAUUUCUUUUCUACGUUGGAUUGUCCAGUUGUUAUUCAGUAUUUAUCAAACGGCUAAAGCAAGCAUAUUUAAUUAACUUGCUUAAUGAGAACUGGUUCAGAGUAAUGGUUUUGUCCUGGGUUUACGAUGACGAAUUCGCCUCUACAGGUCUGAAAGGGCCUUUCGGAGAAAAUGCGCACCAUGCGAAAGUGUUGCACUCCAUUUUCUUAGCUAUGGAAAGUGCUCUUUUUGGAAUGUUCGUGAUGGCGGUUUCCUGCGACCAGGUUCGUCAUUUUUCACUAUGUGUUUGGGCGUGCAAAUUUUGCAUUAAUAAUACUUCGGGCUAUUGA
This is a messenger RNA of Haemonchus placei, 768 nucleotides long. Lineage: Eukaryota; Metazoa; Nematoda; Chromadorea; Rhabditida; Trichostrongylidae. The record is from the annotation of a GenBank genome assembly.